AUGAAAUUGCGAUGUGACGGACAAAGCCCCUGCGGAUCGUGUCAAAAGCGAAACCUCGAGUGCAACAAUGAACGGACUGCUGGACCGAGUAUUCCUGAGUACGGGGAAGGUACACCUGCUGCGCCAAUUGGGGUACAACAGGGCACAAUUCCGAUCCAUGCAGGGCCACCGGUAAAGCCACAGAGCUAUGAACCACCAUCAUCGGACCGCGGGUCGAUCAAGUUCCUACUCAAUGGUGGCACGGACAGCUUCACAGAGAACUUUCGACUUCCCCCGCGAAGCGAUCGGGCCCGCAGCCUUAAUUAUCACCACCGCGUCGAUAUGGAAGAGGCGCAAAGAAGCGGAUUCUCUUAUAUCAAAGGUCAGCGACCGGAGUAUUCUUCUAGCUUCGUUGGCGCGGACCCUGCUGCACCACUCGCCGCCCCAGAUACCUUUUUGGAUUUCUUGAACGUACCUUUCGCGAAUGGAAUGAGACCAGCGCAUGAUUCGUACAAUGCCGAUGGAAUCAAUUUGGAAGGCGCCGUCUAUCCACCCUCAGGUUCUGGUCUGCAUGACGAUCAUUCAAUCUUCGAACCGGAAAGACCCUUUGCGAUGGCAUUGACACAAGCGAUAUUAGCACGAGCAUGGCAGGUUCCACUCGAUGCUAAGGCGCAAGCAGAAGUCACCGCAGAUUUCAACUUUUUCUUGACGACGGCACGCAUUCGAAAAUGCAUAUUUCUUUACUUCAAAUACUGGCAGCCCAGCUGUGCUUACGUCCACUCUUCGUUUGAUCCGGAGACAGCACCUCUACCCUUGCUAGCCGCGAUAGUGUUUAUGGGUGCUAUGUAUAGUGGGGACGAGAGGGAAUGCUUCAUUGCAAAAAGAAUCCUGGACUUCGUGGAGCUUUUUGUUUUCUCAAAUGACGUCUUCUCGGCAGAUAGUGAAGUGAGCACAAUAUUCUCUGGCAAUCGGUGCCACAUUGGGGAAAAAGAUGACUGGACCAAGUUUCAAAACUUCCAGGCUGGGUUCAUCAUUCUUACCGUCCAGUAUUGGUCGGGACAUCGGGUGUCACGAUAUCGCGCAUUGGAAACCCGUUUUACCGAACUUGUCAAAGUUGCGCGUCGAAUGGAGUUGACAAAGAUCAGACAUGAUGCGGCCGACCACGUCACAGAAGAUCUAUGGAUUCAGAAAGAGUUACUCUUCUCCUUCAUCAACACCCACAUGACCCUCUUGGGACCAUUCAUAGGAAUGGGUAUUGUCAAGAAACCUACGCAGGAUUCGAACAUGAGUUCUCGUGAAACCAGUCCAAUUCCGGAAGAUUCCAUUCUCACUGCCAUCCGGGCUGCUUUAGGCCGGUGGCAUGAACACUGGGGCGUACUUACGAACCGAAUUUCGUCAGAGGAAUGGGCUUCGAUGGGCUUCUACAAAAACGGGUACAACUUUUGGUUGGUAUCACAAAUGCUGAUUACUAAAAAGGAUGCCGUGGAUGUUGUUAUGCGAAUGGAAGUCAACUGUGAGGAUAAGUUGGAUAAGCUGAAAGUCUUGCUGCGCGACGACCAAGACGAAGUAUAG
Molecule: messenger RNA, 1551 nt
Organism: Penicillium nucicola
Lineage: Eukaryota; Fungi; Ascomycota; Eurotiomycetes; Eurotiales; Aspergillaceae
Exons: 2
Coding region: 1-1551 (516 amino acids)
Biological process (GO): regulation of transcription by RNA polymerase II
Cellular component (GO): chromatin
Molecular function (GO): RNA polymerase II cis-regulatory region sequence-specific DNA binding; zinc ion binding; DNA-binding transcription factor activity, RNA polymerase II-specific
Source: RefSeq, a predicted model, not a curated record